This is a messenger RNA of Eruca vesicaria subsp. sativa (arugula), 855 nucleotides long. NCBI's taxonomy places the organism in Eukaryota, Viridiplantae, Streptophyta, Magnoliopsida, Brassicales, Brassicaceae. The record is from the annotation of a GenBank genome assembly.
AUGGCGGAAACACGAGUUGAGAUCUCAGAUCCAGAAUCCGAGUUCUUCGCUUCAAAUCAAGAGACAGGAAAAGAGUGGGAGCUUUACAAGGAGAACGAAAGACCUCUCAAGGGAGGACGCAAUGUUAAUCUCCUCAAGCAAGCUCUCAAAUCUCACACAGAUCACCACUUAAGAAAAAGUCUCAUCGAGAAACGAAGGAAGUUGAUUGAAGAUGAAGAGUACAAUGGCAACGACCCUCUCUUUCCAUGGAUCCAGUGUAUAGAAUGGGUACAAGAGGUGGAGCAUUGUGCUGAUGCGGAAGAGCCUAAGGAGAAUAAUAUGCCGUCAAGAAGCUUUGGCACUGUGUUGUCUAGGGGAGAUAAUAAUAGUGAAUAUGCAGGAAGGCAAGCUUUAGGAACACAAGUCAAAAAAACACUGAGAUCAUCAGAUAGGUAUUGGUGUCAUAUGUGUUCACAAAUUGUGGAUCCAAUCAUUAACGCUGAGAUCAAAUCCCCCCUUUGCCAAAACGGGUUUGUAGAGGAAAUGAGCGGUGAGAAUAAUGUUGGCAACAGAAACAGCAACAGCCUAACGGAGAUUCAAGACUCAGAGAUUGAUUUCAGUACAGACUGUGCAUUAACUCUAUGGGGUCCAAUCUUGCUUGGGAUGACAAGCAAUCAUCGUAGACGUAGAAGGGAGUUUGAUUCCAUCAUCAGGAGGAGACGGAGAAGCUCAGCUGCGAUAUUGCAGUUGCUUCAAGGCAUUCGUGAAGGGCUUACCACCGAGGAUGAGAGCUCGGAAAACAGGAGCCAGUUUAACAGAGCAGCUUAUAAUCUAAUCCGGCCACUACUUGUCCUUCUCGAGCUGGAGAUAACUUAG